Molecule: messenger RNA, 14829 nt
Organism: Caenorhabditis auriculariae
Lineage: Eukaryota; Metazoa; Nematoda; Chromadorea; Rhabditida; Rhabditidae
Source: the annotation of a GenBank genome assembly
AUGUCCGGCCCUUCCUACCGGGAUCUCUCGUUUGAACACAAAGGACAGAAAGUUCAUUUUUCUCUAACCGGCCACGGAAACUUGGACUUUUUGGCAAGGAUUAGGUGCUGGAAGGAUUAUCGGGGUUUUUUUCCAGUCUUUCUCAAUAACUGGUCGAAUCGGUCACGUCUACGAAGUUCUACAGGUUCCUGAGCUCAUUGGCAAUACCUUGAGUACUCAACAUCGGGUAGACUACGAGACCAAGCAACACGUCGGCAGCGCCGAUUUAGUUCGGAUUUUUGAAGUUCUUUUAUAGAAGCAUCGAAAUUUGGAAAGAAAAAGAAGUCUUUUUGGAUUAAUUCGCUUCAUUACCAGACAAGAAUUUUUGUGACGAUUUUCGUGAGAAGAACACAAAAAUACUUUGAUGUAAGAAGCAUUUUAAGAAAAUUCGAUUGUUCAGUUCAAAAAAGUUUUCGCUUGAAUAACUGACACACUUUUUUUUUUCUCAUGAUCGCUUAAUUUUUUGUUGAAAAAAGCUCAACAUUAAAAAAACCAUAGUUAAAUCCAUAAGCGUUUCUUUAUGACUCCUCCAUAACAAUAGAUAAAUAAGUAAUUUCUUUCAAUUCCAAUGAACAAAGUUGUGAAUUCCAAAAGUUUAUUUAAUCAAGUACACCACGAGAAGAAAAAUACCAUUGAACGAAUUUCAGAACGGAGUUGAUCUUUUCAUCCGACGGCUGGUGAUCGCCUUCUCGAAGAAAGGAAUUCGUAGAAGAUUCAUCAUUGCUUUCGGUAAACAAUAUCCCCUUUUUAGAAACAAUUUUUCUAGGAGUUGAUCUUGAUGGCAUUGACCAGGAAUGCAUUGCUGAGGCCGUGUCCGUCGUCGAGAAUACCCAAUUUUUAAGUGAGAUGAUCAAUUUUUUUAUUCCAUUUUUUUAGGUAAAAAAACUGUGAUUUUUAAAUUUUUGAUCGGUAAAAGGCCAUUUUUCUUCACAGUUUGUCCCUAGUGUUAUGAAAUUUCUUGCUGAGCGUGUUGAAAUGAGUAGGUUGUGAUCAAAAUAUGACUAUUUGGGAAUUUUUUGAAAGUUCUUCAUUUUCAUUUAUGCUUACCAUAGGAUGUUUUGAAUAUUUGAGCGACCCUGAAAAAUGGAAUUUAAAAGGCCAGAAGCCCCUCUAAAUAGAGAAUAGAAGCGAAGUUGUAUAAAAUUCGAGAAAAACGCUAUUUAUAGUUCAUUUUUGAAACCAUAUCGCGGAUUUUUUUUUGACUUUCGUACCCAACUUCCAGAAAUCGUCUUCUACGAUGCCUUUCCACCGAAAAGAAGAAAGAAAAAACGGUUUUUCUGCCUCAGUCCGACUUUCCUUCACAUGUCAAAACCACCGAAAGAGCCUUACUCGACCAGAAUCUCGCGAAAACCGGCGGAAUUUCGGAGCUUUACGAUUGGCAGAGCGCCCAGACCUCGAGACCAGUGUUAGUUAUGGUUUUAAGAAAAAUAUUAGUUUUUAAAUUCAAAAAUUACAGAUUUUUAAAGGUUGUUAUUAUGUCACAUGUAAAAAUCCUGUCUCAAAUGUUUCGGAAAGUUUCAGUUUUGAACUACUCGAUGGUCCGCCGUAUGCGAAUGGAGAGGUUCAUACGGGCCACGCCAUCAAUAAAAUCUUGAAGGAUUUCAUUGUGAAGAGCAGAAUUGGAUUGGGAUAUCGGUUAGAAACUUUCAGAGAGCUCGGAAAGAAGUCGAUAUUUGCAGAGUCCGCUUCCGGCCUGGUUGGGACUGCCAUGGGCUUCCGAUUGAGCUGAAAGUUGUCAGAAAAGAGAAGGUCGCGUUAUAGUUUUUUGAAAUAACCUUUAUAAAAAAAAUUUUCUGAACUUCACUCUCGCACUUUUGUCUUUCAGUUGAUGUUUGAGGCUUUGAAACUCUUAUUUUUUCAACCAUUUGGGAUCUGAAGGUCUAAAGUUUUGCUGAGCAUAUUUUCCCCAAAGUCUUACCAAAUUCUCAAUCGGCCACCAGAAAAGAAAGACUAUUGUACUUGCAACAUUAUUUAAAUCAUAAAUCUCAGUUUCCCAUUCAAUUUCCUGAUUUUCAGGCCGCCAACGACAUCGAGUUACGAGGACUAGCACGACAAGUGGCCAACGAAGCGAUUUAUAAGCAAAUGAACGCCUUCAAGUUUCUUAUCUAGGAAUAUAGAUCGAUUAUCUGAAAUUUGAAGGCGUUGGGGCGUUUCUGGGGACUGGGAGAAGCCGUACAUCACGAUGAGCAACGACUACGUCUCGUCCCAACUUCGCGCUUUCGCGAACCUCGUCGAAAGAGGAUUCGUGUACCGAACUUUCAAGCCGGUUUAUUGGUUCGUUUUUGUUGGAGGAGUUGUUAAUUGUUAUGUCCGCAGGUAACCAGUGCAUAAGUUGUAGUUAAAAAUUCAUGAGUAACAAAAAAUUAGACCAUUUACGAUAACAAACAAGGCUGAGGGAAGAGAUCCCGAAGUUCCGGAAUCUAUGGGAUGUUCUAGAACAAAGGUAGAAUUUAGAGAGCCCUAUAGAGUUAUAGCAAGAAGUAGAACAUUCUAGAGGCUUGAAGAUCUCUUUGUAAAGAUAAAAGAAGUUUCCAGAUGAUCUCAGAGAGUUAUAGAAGAAUAUUGAAGUUAUCUGAAGUAUAGCGAGAACUGUAUAGAAGUUUCUAGAACAAACUAGAAUGACUUCUCUUUUUUUUAUCAGAAAUUUCAAAUGAACAGUUGAGCUAUGUAAUAUGUAGGAUUGAGGAGAGUUCUAAAAUUAAUCGAGACAGCUGUAUUUUUUUUUUUCAUACUCAUUCUUAUUUUCUUCGCUUGAACGGGAAGAUUUAGGUCUCCCAGUUCGCAAACUGCUUUGGCCGAAUCUGAGUUGGAAUACAACGAGAAGCAUGAAAGUACCAGCGCUUAUUUCCGAUUCAAGGUCCCGAAAUUCCAUUUUCCCUUUAUUUUUUAUUGAAAUUUCAGUUCAUCGAUCUCAACGAAAAGCUCCUGGGUGACUUGCCGAAAAAACCCACCCAAUUUUUUGCACUGGUAGCUUUUUUCGACAAUUUCUCCUCAAUUCUUGAAAUUCCUAGACAUGGACAACGACUCCUUGGACAUUGCCUCUGAACAACGCGAUUUGCGUUUCGUCCAAGUUUUCCUAUUGUCUGGUUCAAUUUGAGGAUGAAAUGAAGUUCUUCAAAUUUUUUCUGCUCGAAUAUCAAUUUUUCCCAGGAAUCCCAUCAGAGAUGUCUACGUUAUUGCCAAGGAUUUGGUGAAGGGUUUUGAGGAGGCCACGAAUCGCUCUUUGAAAGUUCUGAGCGAGAUUUCUGGCCAACAAUUGGUUGGGAAGCACUAUCGGAGCUGUUGGUAUGGUUUUGAAACAAACACUGUUUCUCGAACAUUGAAGUUUCAGUAGAGGAAUGUCAGUGUUCCAUUAUUUUUUAAAUUUGUUCUUGACUUCAAAAAAUUUUUCAGUAAUUCUUAGAGGGGAAUGAAUGUCUUCAUUCCAAAUAUAGAUAGGAGCCAUAAAUUUAGCUUUUUUAAGGUUUCAGACCGUUUCCCAAAAAAUUAUAAAACUUGUUCCAAAAAUAAUGCCGAAGCUGAAGAAACAAAAAUACUCUCCUAUUCGAAAAAUUGUUAUUUUUAUUUUAGGUACAAUCAUUCUUAUUAUAGGUACAAUGAAUUAGCGCUUCCGAUUUUGGAAGGCGGCCAUGUGACGACUAAUAUGGGCACUGGACUGGUACACACGAGUUAUGCUCACGGAUUCCAGGAUUAUCAGGUUGGGAAGUUUUUAGCGUUGUCGACGGGGCGUCCUAAGGGCACGCUGAGUUCGAAUUUCCGAAAAUGGGUGAAUCAAACUGGUUUAAAGUUGACUGGCUCUUUUGACUUUUUAACCGCAUCACGGGUAUUUCGCCCCUAGGAUGACCCGUCUCAUUCGCAUCUCUGAUCCAAGUCUUUAAACAUAUCCCUGCAGUUGGCAACUAACCUCGGCGAAAAGGUCCAAAGUUUUGUCGACGAAAAAGGCUGCUAUACUCGGAAUAUGGGCUACGAUUUGGAAGGGAAAUAUGUCCUGGGAGAAGGUCAGACGGAAGCUCUGCGACUUCUCAAGAAGGACGUCCUGCACACUUCUAAAUAUGUCCAUUCUUACCCGUAUGAUUGGAGAACGAAAAAGGUCUGUUACUAUCCAUUUUUAUCGGCUCGAAACGGCGGGCGAAGCGGACGCCAUGCGUUUUUGGCGCGAGUUCAAAUUCUCCGAAUCGUUUGGUUUUGCCUACGUCUUCGUACCGAAGUUUCGAGCUAUAAAAAUUGACUGUGUGAGCCAAAAAUGAGCUGAAUGAUGGGAAAUAUUUUUCAUUCCUUAUUUCAUUGCACUUUUGUCUUGUAUUAUUUUAACUACCUAUUUUUUACAGUAUACAGUGAAUAAGCCUAUUAUUAUUUCCUAAUUUCCUUUUUUGAAUUCAGCAACUCUUUCUAGCGAAAUCAAGAAAAAUGGCGAAACUCUUAAAUCAAAAAAAAAGAGAGUUAUAAGUGUUUAUUUUUUUCAGUACUGCAAAAGUAUGUUGUCCAGCGGUUUUUCCGCUUCAUUUUUCCCUUUUCGGUGUUUUUGCCCUCAAUAUACGGAGUCAGUUGCGUUAAAAUUAAAAUUAUCAAAGAAAAAAGUUCUGAAAAUGAAGAAAAAGAGGUAGUCCGGUGGCCGUUAUACGUGUGAUCUGAAGCUCGUGUGGAUGUAGCGAUUUUUCAGCCAGUUGUCAUUCGAAGCAGCUCCCAAUGGUUCAUCGACGUGAGCAAGAUUGGCGAGCAGGCCGCUGGUAUUAUCGAAACGACGGACGUUUCGGCUGGCGAGUCUGGUGAGAAACAGAAAACAUUCCGAAAAAAUGUACAGAGGAGAACUUUUCAGUCAUCAAUUUUGAACAGCCAGAUUUUAAAAAAAGAGAGUAACUUUAAGAGCAGGCCUUGAAUAAAAACUGUCUGAUAAAUGAAAGCUGCGAAUAUGUUUUUUUGUUUUGCUUUGUUUUUCAUGAGCAUACAUGGGCUAACCAACUACUUUUUGUGACGUCAUCACGUACCCCCCUUUGAAAAAAAGUACGUACUCCCCUCGAAAAAGUACGUACCCCCCCGCGGAUGACUAUCAAUGUGAAAUGAUUAUUAAAGUUAAUAUAAGAAUUGAAUGAGACUAUUAUCUUAUUUCGCGGGCUUUUUGGAAGUAUAUUCAGCUAGGUGUCAACACUGCAAAAACAGAAAUAUUUCAACUUUUUAGCGUAGACCCCCGAAAUCCGAAAAAUCGAUCUGUUUUUCAAUGUUAUCCUACAUUAUGAAUCGAGUUUUUAUGAUCUGGCAGAGUUUCAGACCUUCUGGAUGAGUUUUUAAGGAAAAUAGAUUUUUUUGGACCACCGGGAAGGGAUAUUUUUGAAAUUUUUAAAUUUUUUUGGCUCAAAAAUCAAUAUUAAUCUUGAGUUAACUCUAAAUAAGGUAUAUCCUCCAAAUUUCCAACCUUCCGGACGUUUUUUUGACCAAGUUACAGUGUUUCAAAGUGUUAUCACUUGACGGUUUGCGUACCCCCCGUACUCCCCCAAAAAUCCGAAAAAUCGAUCUGUUUUUCAAUGUUAUUCCACAUUAUAAAGGGAGUUUUUAUGAUCUGGCCAAGUUUCAGGCCGUUGGGAUGAGUUUUUAAGGAAAAUAGAUUUUUUUGGACCACCGGGAAGGGAUAUUUUUGAAAUUUUUGAAUUUUUUUGGCUCAAAAUCAAUAUUAAACUUGAGUUAACUCUAAAUAAGGUAUAUCCUCCAAAUUUCCAACCUUCCGGACGUUUUUUUGACCAAGUUACAGUGUUUCAAAGUGUUAUCACUUGACGGUUUGCGUACCCCCGUACUCCCCCAAAAUCGGAAAAGUCGAUCUGUUUUUCAAUGUUAUUCCACAUUAUAAAGGGAGUUUUUAUGAUCUGGCCAAGUUUCAGGCCGUUGGGAUGAGUUUUUAAGGAAAAUAGAUUUUUUUGGACCACCGGGAAGGGAUAUUUUUGAAAUUUUUGAAUUUUUUUGGCUCAAAAUCAAUAUUAAACUUGAGUUAACUCUAAAUAAGGUAUAUCCUCCAAGUUUCCAGGCUUCCGGACGUUUUUUGACCAAGUUACAGUGUUUCAAAGUGUUAUCACUUGACGGUUUGCGUACCCCCCCGUACUCCCCCAAAAUCGGAAAGUCGAUCUGUUUUCAAUGUUAUUCCACAUUAUAAAGGGAGUUUUAUGAUCUGGCCAAGUUUCAGGCCGUUGGGAUGAGUUUUAAGGAAAAUAGAUUUUUGGACCACCGGGAAGGGAUAUUUUGAAAUUUUGAAUUUUUUGGCUCAAAAUCAAUAUUAAACUUGAGUUAACUCUAAAUAAGGUAUAUCCUCCAAGUUUCCAGGCUUCCGGACGUUUUUUGACCAAGUUACAGUGUUUCAAAGUGUUAUCACUUGACGGUUUGCGUACCCCCCCGUACUCCCCCAAAAUCGGAAAGUCGAUCUGUUUUCAAUGUUAUUCCACAUUAUAAAGGGAGUUUUAUGAUCUGGCCAAGUUUCAGGCCGUUGGGAUGAGUUUUAAGGAAAAUAAUUUUUUGGGCCACAGUAGAUGUAUGAAUGUAUGCUGAUCACGAUUUUGCUAGUUUUUUUAAUUGUUAAACUUGUAUUUUUUUAUCGUUCACAUGUGUGGUAACGCCGUAGGGUGAGUUGAAAAAAAAUGAGCGUUAGGGUGAAACUUUCUCUAAAUCAAACAUGUUGUAGAACACGAUUUUUUAGGAUUUUUUGAAAAAAAAAACCGAAUAUCAUCACUCAAGCCGUUUUUCGAGAUACUGUGGCUCAAAAAAAGGGGGUACGGUCGAACCCUUCAAAAAAAUCUAUAUCUUGACAUAAAAUCGACGAAACUCUUCCAAAGUUUGUAAUAAGGUGCAAUAUAAUCUUAUUCAAUUUUUUUAAAAAAAUCUUAAACCUCAUUUUGCUCAUUAUUGCUCAUAUUACAGAGUUUUUUUAAAAACCACAAAAAAAUACUCUUUAUUGAGUCAAACAUGGAUUAUUCGAAUUUUCCAUCUAACACCCGGAAAUUCCAAAAAAACAUGUGAUUUUUGGGUAAGUUUCCCGAAUAACUUUUUUAUCUCCUGUUUUUUUGGAUUGAAACUAGCAAAAUCGUGAUCAACGCGCAUUCUUACAUCCACUAGGUCAUUUGCAAAACGAAACGAAGAAAAAAUUCAAAAUUUCAAAAUAUCCCUUCCCGGUGGUCCAAAAAUCUAUUUUCCUUAAAACUCAUCCCAACGGCUUGAAACUCUGCCAAAUCAUAAAACUCACUUGACAAUGUAAAAUAACAUUGAAAACAGAUCGAUUUUCGGAUUUUGGGGGGGUACGGGGGUACGCAAACCGUCAAGUGAUAACGCUUUGAAACACUGUAACUUGGUCAAAAAACGUCCGGAAGCCUGGAAACUUGGAGGAUAUACCUUAUUUAGAGUUAACUCAAGUUUAAUAUUGAUUUUGAGCCAGAAAAAUUCAAAAAUUCAAAAUAUCCCUUCCCGGUGGUCCAAAAAUCUAUUUUCCUUAAAACUCAUCCAGAAGGUCUGAAACUCUGCCAGAUCAUAAAACUCCCUUUUAUAAUGUGGAAUAACAUUGAAAACAGAUCGAUUUUUCGGAUUUUUGGGGGGUACGGGGGGUACGCAAACCGUCAAGUGAUAACACUUUGAAACACUGUAACUUGGUCAAAAAACGUCCGGAAGGUUGGAAAUUUGGAGGAUAUACCUUAUUCAGAGUUAACUCAAGUUUAAUAUUGAUUUUGAGCCAAAAAAUUCAAAAUUUCAAAAUAUCCCUUCCCGGUGGUCCAAAAAUCUAUUUUCCUUAAAACUCAUCCAGAAGGUCUGAAACUCUGCCAGAUCAUAAAACUCCCUUUAUAAUGUGGAAUAACAUUGAAAACAGAUCGAUUUUCGGAUUUUUGGGGGUACGGGGGGGUACGCAAACCGUCAAGUGAUAACACUUUGAAACACUGUAACUUGGUCAAAAAACGUCCGGAAGGUUGGAAAUUUGGAGGAUAUACCUUAUUUAGAGUUAACUCAAGUUUAAUAUUGAUUUUGAGCCAAAAAAUUCAAAAUUUCAAAAUAUCCCUUCCCGGUGGUCCAAAAAUCUAUUUUUCUUAAAACUCAUCCCAACGGCUUGAAACUCUGCCAAAUCAUAAAACUCACUUGACAAUGUAAAAUAACAUUGAAAACAGAUCGAUUUUUCGGAUUUUGGGGGGUACGGGGGGUACGCAAACCGUCAAGUGAUAACACUUUGAAACACUGUAACUUGGUCAAAAAAACGUCCGGAAGCCUGGAAACUUGGAGGAUAUACCUUAUUUAGAGUUAACUCAAGUUUAAUAUUGAUUUUUGAGCCAGAAAAAUUCAAAAAAAUUCAAAAUAUCCCUUCCCGGUGGUCCAAAAAAAUCUAUUUUUCCUUAAAACUCAUCCAGAAGGUCUGAAACUCUGCCAGAUCAUAAAACUCCCUUUAUAAUGUGGAAUAACAUUGAAAACAGAUCGAUUUUCGGAUUUUGGGGGGGUACGGGGGGGUACGCAAACCGUCAAGUGAUAACACUUUGAAACACUGUAACUUGGUCAAAAAACGUCCGGAAGCCUGGAAACUUGGAGGAUAUACCUUAUUUAGAGUUAACUCAAGUUUAAUAUUGAUUUUGAGCCAAAAAAUUCAAAAUUUCAAAAUAUCCCUUCCCGGUGGUCCAAAAAUCUAUUUUCCUUAAAACUCAUCCAGAAGGUCUGAAACUCUGCCAGAUCAUAAAACUCCCUUUAUAAUGUGGAAUAACAUUGAAAACAGAUCGAUUUUCGGAUUUUGGGGGGGUACGGGGGGUACGCAAACCGUCAAGUGAUAACACUUUGAAACACUGUAACUUGGUCAAAAAACGUCCGGAAGGUUGGAAAUUUGGAGGAUAUACCUUAUUUAGAGUUAACUCAAGUUUAAUAUUGAUUUUGAGCCAGAAAAUUCAAAAAUUCAAAAUAUCCCUUCCCGGUGGUCCAAAAAUCUAUUUUCCUUAAAACUCAUCCAGAAGGUCUGAAACUCUGCCAGAUCAUAAAACUCCCUUUAUAAUGUGGAAUAACAUUGAAAACAGAUCGAUUUUCGGAUUUUGGGGGGGUACGGGGGGUACGCAAACCGUCAAGUGAUAACACUUUGAAACACUGUAACUUGGUCAAAAAACGUCCGGAAGGUUGGAAAUUUGGAGGAUAUACCUUAUUUAGAGUUAACUCAAGUUUAAUAUUGAUUUUGAGCCAAAAAAUUCAAAAUUUCAAAAUAUCCCUUCCCGGUGGUCCAAAAAUCUAUUUUCCUUAAAACUCAUCCCAACGGCCUGAAACUUGGCCAGAUCAUAAAACUCCCUUUAUAAUGUGGAAUAACAUUGAAAAACAGAUCGAUUUUUUCCGAUUUUUGGGGAGUACGGGGGUACGCAAACCGUCAAGUGAUAACGCUUUGAAACACUGUAACUUGGUCAAAAAAACGUCCGGAAGGUUGGAAAUUUGGAGGAUAUACCUUAUUUAGAGUUAACUCAAGAUUAAUAUUGAUUUUUGAGCCAAAAAAAUUCAAAAAUUUCAAAAUAUCCCUUCCCGGUGGUCCAAAAAAAUCUAUUUUUUUCUUAAAAACUCAUCCCAACGGCUUGAAACUCUGCCAAAUCAUAAAACUCACUUGACAAUGUAAAAUAACAUUGAAAACAGAUCGAUUUUUCGGAUUUUUGGGGGUACGGGGGUACGCAAACCGUCAAGUGAUAACGCUUUGAAACACUGUAACUUGGUCAAAAAAACGUCCGGAAGGUUGGAAAUUUGGAGGAUAUACCUUAUUUAGAGUUAACUCAAGAUUAAUAUUGAUUUUUGAGCCAAAAAAAUUCAAAAAUUUCAAAAUAUCCCUUCCCGGUGGUCCAAAAAUCUAUUUUUUUCCUUAAAAACUCAUCCCAACGGCUUGAAACUCUGCCAAAUCAUAAAACUCCCUUUAUAAUGUGGAAUAACAUUGAAAACAGAUCGAUUUUUCGGAUUUUUGGGGGUACGGGGGGGUACGCAAACCGUCAAGUGAUAACACUUUGAAACACUGUAACUUGGUCAAAAAACGUCCGGAAGCCUGGAAACUUGAAGCAUAUACCUCAUUUAGGGUUAACUCAAAGUUGAUAAUGAUUUUUGAGCCAAAAAAAUUGUAGAUUUCAGAAAUCAUUUUUCUUAUGGGGUCAGAAGUUGAUUAUUUUUUUCAAUUUUCCAAACGGCUUAAAAUUUCAUGAGCAUGUAUAUAUCAUCCAUUGGUACCAUUUAAACUAGAAUUCAGGUCGAUUAAUCAGCUCUGGAAUUUUUUAUAAGGCUCUUUCUACGAUUCCUCUCGAUUUUUUCUACCGUUUGGAGCUAGGCAAAAAGAUAGGCAACGAAUUUCUCACUAAAUGUACUUUAAAAAGCUCGAUAAAUAAUAUGAAUGCAUUUUCCGCGGCUUAGAAAGCCAUCUGAAUGAAUAGGGGGGCCCGAAAGUGAAAAACAGCCUGUUAGCCCACGUAUGUUCAUGAGCCUUUUUUUCUAAAAUAGAUAGGAGGAACCCGUUUUAGACUGAUCUUGCUCAAGAAUAUUUUACACGAAAGGUAAUUUUUGUAAUUUUCUACAAACUCCUCCCUUUUUCCUGAUAUUAGCUUUAUAAAGAAGAUUUCUUAAUUUUAGACAUGCGGAACGCUCUGACUCAACUUGUAACGACGAGACCCUCGUGGUGCAUUUCGAGACAAAGAGUUUGGGGAACUCCGAUUCCUGCCCUCGUUGACAAGGAAGGCAAGUCCUACAUUUCCAAGGAAUUCGUCGAGAAAGUUGCCGAGAAGAUUGAACGCCAUGGAGCUGAUUUCUGGUGGAGCUGUUCUGUUGACGAUUUGUUGGAUGAGAGAGUUAGUUUCAAAGAAGUUGAAAAAUAUUUUAAUUCUUCUUAUUCUUACCCCUUUGUACCUCUUGAGUCGGCACCUCAAAUCAAAGAGGCAAGUCUGAUAUCAGUGAUAAGUGGACUGGCUCGAGUGACCUAUCCGUCCUUUUGUGUGACGGCUGGCGACUUUGAAGUCGCGGUUUUUUCCCACCACUAACAUUUCUCAAACCUCUUGGUUGGGCCGCAGCGGGGAUCGAACUUAUGACCCUUUGGACCGUAGACAGGCGCACACACUGUUGCGCUGCGCCUUGGAAAGUAUGUUUGCUGAAGUCGAUAGAGAUAUUUUCAGCUCCGAGAAAGUAUGGGCAUCGAAUGUCCAAAUGAGGAACUCGCCAAAGGCGGCGAUAUUAUGGACGUUUGGCUGGACAGCGGGUUUGCCUGGCAUUCAGCCAGGGACGCAUAUGAAGACGCCGAAAGCGAUGUACAAUCCUUGAUUUUUAAUUUUAGCAGAACAAAUAUUUUUUGAAUAAUUAUCAACUUUUUUCGAAUUUUUCUUCCCUUUUUUUUAUAGAAGUUUGUUUUAUCUAUUUUUCGAAGAUCUCAUGUUGAGCUUUUUGUUUUUGCGGUACAAUAUACAAAAUUUGAAAUAUUUCUGAGUUUGAAACUUAAUUUUCAAAGAUUCUUCCUCAAGGUCUACACUAAUGAGUCAUUUCACAAAUUUCAAACUUGCUCAAAAUUUCUUACACCGAUCAAAAUUUAUAGAAUUAUUUCAGAAUUUUGAUGAACAGGAUGAUUGUUUUCCUCGAAUAGUUUAGCUUCUCCAAUUGACCCUAGUUUUUCUAAUGUGAUUUGAAAGCUCUCAAUCUUUUAGGCUUCGGCCGACGUGGUCCUCGAAGGCGUUGAUCAGUUUCGCGGCUGGUUCCAAUCUUUGCUUUUGACGAGCGUUGCUGUGCAGGUUUCCCUCUUUUUGUGAAAUCUCAACUCGAUGAAUGGAAACCCAGAACAAAGCGCCUUUCAAACGGAUCAUUGUUCACGGGUUCUGCGUCGACGACGACAACAAGAAGAUGUCCAAGUCUAUUGGAAACGUUGUUGACCCAAACUUGGUAAGUUUCAUGGAAGAAAAAGUUUUCGAAGUUCUUUGUUUUUGAAAAAAAGAGAGAGAAGUUUGAUGUUUAAAGAAAGAAAAGUCCAAUAAAAGAUGAAAUUGAACUUUUCAAGAGGACUCAGGAAAGCUUGAACCAAAAAUACAUUCCCCCCGCCUUUACAAUCUUUUUCAGUGUUUUGAUUUCUGGUAGGGGUUUCAAUGAUUCUUAACAGGCGAAACCGUCUUUUUUCGAAAUGAGCUUUGUAAGAUGUUCAUUUCAGAGUUCAAAAUGAGCCACCAAAUGAUCAGAUGUCAAGAAGAAUUUUAUAUUCAAACAAUAAGAAGAGAAAAUCAAUGAAAGCCAAGUUUUUAAAUUUUUCUGAUAUAUCAAAGAAUACUCACCGUUUUCGAAGCUCAGAACUCUAAUUUUUAAUUCAUUUUUUUCUAGAAAAAAAGCCUAAAACAAGUAUGGUCCUCAAAGAAAUUUCCUUAAAUUCAUGAAUUCUGAUUAUCACUUUUCUUAUCAACUUUGCGUGAUUCAUUUGGAAAAGAAAACAUUAAUAAAAGGCGUCAAAAUUCUUAUCUCACUCAUUUUUUCGUGUUCCAAUGUCGCACUUCUCUGCGCAAAUGGCCAAUUAUCUCGGUCGGCUCAAUGGGCUUUCGUGACAGGGCGCACAUGUCCUGCCUUCUAGGGCACCAAGUGGAGGAACCAGUGACACAGGCCCACCUGCUCGGCCAUUUUGAAUUUUCCGCGCCUCCCUAUCUCAAAUUUCUGUUCGAAAGUAGGAGAUAAAAAUUAGAAUAUGAGACAUUCGGGAUUAAGAAAUUCGUCAUCAAAAGCGGAACAAUUAUUGGAGAUUAUGUAGGUCACCGACGGAUCGCUUCGGCAGAAAGCUCUCGGUGCCGACGGACUUCGUCUCUGGGUCUGUCUUUCUGGAUCGGAGAACGCCGGCGAGUCGAAAAUCGGCAAGAACUCCUUGCUCGACAUCGAGAAGAAGGUUUCGUGUGGCAAAAUUACAAGGAGACUGGGUUUCUUCUGGAAAUUGACCAGAAAACUGUCUGAGCUACCAAUUUAAAAUCCCGAAUAGUCAGCCUUCACGAAUUUCACAAUUUUUCGAGUAAUGAACCCUCAAAGUAGAAAAAAUUCAUCAAGAACUACAUAGUAGAAAAAAACGCCAUUCGAUUUCUAGCUUUGGACGACGCCUAAAAGUCUACCUUUAACAUGAUAAUUCCCUCACUGUGGUGUCUUUAAAGGAGCAAAGUAGGUCCUAAUAAAGUUUUUACCUCGCGAAAUUUGGUCAAUGUAGAGAAGUCAGAUAAGAAAUUAUCACAAAACCCAGGGAAAAAAUUCUUAAAUUUCGAAUAUUAUGGAAAUAGCACGGAAUAUCGUUCUCAUGGAGCAUUAAAAAGGUUCAAAGUUCUGAGUAAGAAAGUAGUUUUGAUUUUACAAAAGUCUGUUUUUUUUUCAAUACUUUCAUAAUCAGAUUGGCUCAAUUCGAAAUGUGUUCCGAUUUUUGAUCGGCGCAUCCUGGAAAUAUGAAGGCCUUCAACCUGUUGGGCCUCUGCCAAUUCUCGACCAGGUUUCUCUUUUUCAUUGCUCAUGUUAGCUUUUUUGCAGUAUGUUCUCAGCGAAAGCGCCAGUUUCCUGAAACGAUGCUCCAGAAACUACGAAAGGUUCAAAUUCAGAACUGUGGGAAAUGAUUUCAUUCAAUUCACGCAAAGAACAAUUAGUUCAAACUACGUGGUCAGCUUUUUUUUUCUCGAUUUUUUGGAGACCUUUUUCUGCAGAACUUUGUUCGCGACCGCCUUUAUUGCAACGCAAUCGGCAGCGAUUCUCAUUUGUCGGCCCAAUUUACCAACUACCAGUGAGUUCUAAUGUUCGAUUCUGACGACGGUUGGCUUCAGGUUGGCGCUGAACCUGGCCAACGUCAUCUCGCCGGUUUUGCCUCAUCUGGCUGCCGAAGUUCUCCAGAAUCUUCCUGGGAUUCAUGAGAAAAAGGUGUGGAGCAAAGUAUUUCAAUGAAUUUCAGCCAAAGUGGGUACAAUCGAGAAAGUAAAAACUAUAGAAAGAAAAUUGAUUAAAAUUCAAUUUGAAAAAUUAAAAAACCUAGAAGACACAGUGGAUUCUAAAGGAAAGUCUGAGCCUUCUUUUUUCAAGCUUUUUUUAAUCUGGCAAAAACCCUAAAUAAAAUGAUUUAUUCGGAUCAUUCCUAAUUAUGUGGUUGGCGCAUUUCUGACCUUUUCUCUAAUUACUGAAAAUGGAUCAUCGCCCAGACGUUUAUGAAAUACGCCGUAGCUCUUUUAGAGAAAGAUUCUUGAACAAAAAACCAUUUAACGUUUUUUUUUUUUCUCUCAAAUAAGUUAAAAUGAAACAAAACAAGAAUUCCUCUGAUAAAUCCAUUAAAUUUCGGAGGAAGCUGUGAAAAAGGCGCGCAAUUUGCCGUGUUACUUGUCCCGAGCCAUACCACUCAAACGAUCGAUUUUUAGAUUCUCAGACAAGGAUUUGCGGCCGACGCCUGCUGGACUCAUGAGCUCGACCCCGAGCUCAACGAAACAAUGUCUAUAAUUUCCGAGUUGAGAACACUUGUUUCCAACGCCGCCGGCCCGUCGAUAGAUAUUUCGAAAAAGGUGAGCGUGGCGACACAAAUACGCGACGCGACGCGCACACACACACCAAUGCGAAAUUUUUCAGGCUCUCGAGUUGACCUUGGCUGAGAAGGCGUUCGACGUUCUCGCGGCCAUCCAAACCGACGACGGUUUCCACUCGCAGCUCUGCGAACUGCUGAACGCGUCCCAAGUGAAGUUUUGUCGGGGCGACGUUACCACCGUCAGAAUCGACGAAAGCAGUCGCCGGUUCUGCGAACGAUGUAGACGACACACAAGACCACCCUCGGCCGCACACUGUCCACGUUGUUCUGAUGCGUUGAAAAAGUUUCGCUAG